CUCAUGGUGUGAUAAUAGAAAUAAUUCAGUUUGUAAAAUAAAUUAGGUAUUGAAAUAUAUGUAUACUAUGAUUAUUUUUCAUAAAUACAUAUACUUACAUUUUUAGAAAUAUAUAAUUAUACGUAUAAGACUCUAUUGGAACGCAGAAUUUUCUCGAGUUUUCUCAAGGUGUGUCUAGUCUAAAAUUGAGAAAUCAAUACCCUGUAUCUUUAAUAAAUGGGAUUACUUGAAGCAUAGAAAGACAAACCCAGGGAACAUUUCAGGUGGGCAACAGUUUCAUCAUGUUGUUGACCAUUCUUUUAAUUUGGACCAUAUUUGGAGGGUUUUGUGUAUGUUUGGAUCAAGGGAAAAACGUACAGCUGUGUGAUUCCAUAGUUCCCACGACAGGUGUGAUCGGUCGACAGGGAAUGCUUACUCCUCCUAGGCACCUGAUCCCACCUCUAAAUACACAAAUCUGCAAUCUGCAAGAACUCGAACAUUACCGAAAUAUUCAUUGUUUCGAUCGGAAUCAUGUGCCAAUAAACACUGUCGUCAAUGAAGGAACUAAAUGCUUAGUGUCCUGCAACCAUGAAAGGGCCUUUUCAACGUGGAAAGCUUGCGUGAAUGGAGAAUGGGUCGGGUCUGAUAUAAGUUGUAAAAACAUUCAGAAGAAAGACUUCCAGCACAGUAAACAGAAAAGAUUGUGGUGGGGUGGUGGCGGUGGAGACAAGACACCACCUGAUAUUACCUGUCCGCCGAGCAAAACAAUUUAUGCUGAUUAUACAGGAAGAGUGUACGUUUGGUACAAUCAACCUACUGCAACUGAUGGGGGAAGUUCCAACGGAGUCACAAUAACGAGAACGUCGGGGAUAGCGAGUGGAACCAGAACUGGAAUUGGCACUUAUAGGAUUUGUUACAAAGCAAAGGACAAGUCUGACAACGAGUCCAAAGAAUGUUGUUUUUACGUGUAUGUCAGAAAUUGUCCAACGAUAGACAGAUGCAGGAGAGUGCACUGUACCAACACUCACAAUCAGAAGUGUCAACUCUGUGAUGCUGGUUACCAUCCAGAAGGCAAUAGAUGUGAACAUACUGUCCCACAACUGACAGCUGAUGGAUCUACGUCAGUGGAUGAAGGGCAGUCCAUUACAUUACGAUGUACCUUGUCGACACUGGGUAACUCUCACAUCACGUGGAGCUGGGUGUGUGGAGAUGACACACUGACCACUGGAGUGACCAAUACAGGGAUCCAGUCAGUGCUGACAUUGACAGCAAACAGAAAGUACAACCACAGAAGGUGUCAGUGUAGGGCCACAAGUCCAAGGCUGCCUUUGUAUAAUAGGACGUCAGGAACACAGACUAUCACUGUGUACUAUGCACCCCCUGUUGCCCCACAACUGACAACUGAUGGAUCUACGUCAGUGGAUGAAGGACAGUCCAUUACUUUACGGUGUACUUUGUCUACGCUGGGUAACCCUCACAUCACGUGGAACUGGGUGUGUGGAUAUGACACACUGACCACUGGAGUAACCAAUACAGGGAACCAGUCAGUGUUGACAUUGACAACAAACAGAAAGUACAACCAGGGAAGGUGUCAGUGUAGGGCCACAAGUCCACGAUCGUCACUGUUGUAUAACAGGACGUCAGGACCACAGACCAUCACAGUGUACUAUACCAAUGUUAUAACCUCAAUAUUAAGUGAAGAAUAUGUCAUCAAUGAACAUGGACGACUUCAGAUAAAAUGUAAUGUGGAUGGAAACCCCUUAUCUACCAUCACGUGGUUGCUUGUUCAAAACAACACUGUUGUAAAGAGAGACUCUAAUGUAAGCAAUAGUUCAUUGGACAUAUUGUCAGCAAAUUGCGUAGAUCAUGGGAAUUACAAGGUUACAGCAGAAAAUGGAAAAGGCCCAGCUGCUACGAGAACAACCCAUGUGGCAGUGAGAUGCAAGCCUCGAAUGUUUAGCAUAGAUUUCCAAACUCCAGAAAAGCUUGGUAUAGGAAGUAAUGAAUCUCUUCAAAUACUUGUGAAAAUGUUACUGUAUCCACAAGCAACUCUGACACGGUGGGUUUUUGUGAGGGAAAAUAAUGAGAGUAAAGUCAUUCAGAAUAACACAGGUGGCUACAGGAUAACGGACAAUAAGAGAGAAAAUAAACAAAACAUAUCUCUAUACAAACGGAAGGUUGACACAGAGGACUUUGGACAGUACACGAUAAUGGUUCGGAAUGAUGUUGGUUAUUUCACCAGGAUUUUUUACGUACAUGUAGAUGCAGAAAGAAUGCAAGAGAAGACCAACCAUCAGAGGGAGACAAUAGUCGGCAGUGUUGUCGGCAGUGUGGCGUUCAUAAUCGCUGUUUUAGUCAUUGUGAUCUUCAUCCGAAGACGUUAUAAAGGCAGCUGCGUUACAAAAAUGGAGACAGAGCGCAUAGAUGUAAAAGCAGCUGACCUAUCUAAAGAUGGAUCUAAAAUAUCUUUGGCAGGGCAAAAUGUACAAGGCGAAAGGCAAACCUAUGAGAGCAUACAAUGGUCCAGUACUGAUAAUGGAUACGAAGAACUUUCAACGGUUUGUAAGAAACAAGAUGAGCGAGAUCAGAUUUACUGCAACUCCAAGAUGUCAGCGUCUGCAGGUGUGUACGUAAACUUGACAUUUCAAAACUAGUGACUUUAAAGGAUAUCCAACCCGGUGUACCUUGUUUUACAAUUCUUAAUAAACCUAAGAGAUAAUGCUAAACUUGUAAUUAUGUAUGCAAUCACAAUAAUUUAAUUCCCAUGUAUCUACAAAAUAUUGUACCUGAUAUUAGAAACACAUUCUCGGUAUUUCACUCGAAAGUCUUCAAAUUAUAUAUUACCAAAAUGCAGGUUGGAACUAUUCAGCAAACCUUUUAUUUCCCAUACCGUCAGAAUUUGGAAUACUCUUAGUGUUCAUACAAGGGGAGCAACUUCCAUCAAAAGGUUUUAAGAAAUGGCAGCUAAAUAAUGUGGUAAAACCGCCAAAAGCCUUUUCAUAUGGGAAAUGAUUUAAUGAUAUAAUUUACACAAGGUUGAGACAUAUUUUUCACGAGCACGAGAUUGACUUUACCUAUGUGAGACAGCCAUAUGAGAUUUUUCUGUCUCACACUGCUGCGACGUCAUUUGAUUGUGAUGUAAUACAUUUUCUAUGAUUUACGUAACACGAGGAAGUAAACAAUUUUGUUAUUCUUUAAAUUUCAUUCUGAUACAGCUUUCAGACUGUCUAAUUAGUUAUUGCAUUGAAGUUGAAAUAAGGAUUUUGAUAAUUGUGAAUUUUCUGAUAUUUGUGAACUUUCUCGAAAAUGUUGAAUUUAUGCACUAAACUGUGGGUAAAAUGUUAGAAAAAUAAUCAUUCAUUGUUUACUCGUGUGGGAUAGAGACAUUUCGUCUCUGGAACAAGAUCCCUUGCCCAGAACUCCGCAAAGUUUCGUCCUAGACUGUGGAUUUUGUCCCCUCGGUGGAAUUUCCCUAUCCCACACUCGUGCCAUUGAAGGAUUCUAUUAGUAUUUUAAACUCUUGCAUGUAUCUAUUUCGUUGUAAAAUAAUUUACAAUACAAAAUGUUCAUGUGGAUAUUCAGAAUGUGCUUACCAUUUUUAAAUGUUGUUUUGUGUGUGUGUGUGUGUGUGUGUGUGUGUGUGUGUGUGUGUGUGUAACAUAUGCUACUGCAAGACACUAUUCAAUGAAUAAAAUACAAUAAUUCGAUGAUAUAUACCUUCUAGAUGUGCAUCUACCUGCAUGCUACGGGGGAACGGAAUUUUUCAAGGGUAUUCAAUCUUUUCUAAAUGAAUGUGGCCAUUUCUCUGGGUAAAAUAAUUACGUGCUUUUUUAUAUAUAAUUUAAUAAUGAUACCACCUGUACUCUCUGUGGACACACGUAAUAUUAGUGUAUUGUAUUUCUUUGUAUCCGUUGUAAAUUGCUGAUGAUGUAUGAUAAUUUUAUCAAUUAUUGUAAUUGGAGUGGGCUGUGUUUUGGAAUUUAUGCAUAAUCGUUUUCAUUAUUCUGUCAAUAAACCCAAUAAAUGAUUUUAGUAGACGUUUAA
Molecule: messenger RNA, 4023 nt
Organism: Ostrea edulis (European flat oyster)
Lineage: Eukaryota; Metazoa; Mollusca; Bivalvia; Ostreida; Ostreidae
Product: hemicentin-1-like
Exons: 19
Coding region: 282-2633 (783 amino acids)
Source: RefSeq, a predicted model, not a curated record